This is a messenger RNA of Aspergillus steynii IBT 23096, 1452 nucleotides long. Its product is annotated as acyl transferase. The coding region runs from base 13 to 1452 and encodes 479 amino acids. The transcript has a single exon. NCBI's taxonomy places the organism in Eukaryota, Fungi, Ascomycota, Eurotiomycetes, Eurotiales, Aspergillaceae. The record is from RefSeq and is a predicted model, not a curated record.
CGUCGCGCAGACAUGGUCAAUAAAGACCUAUAUGAUCUUUAUCCGCACGGUUGGGAGACUAGCCCACCCGAGGAGCGGUUUAAAGUCUCAACUCUGGAUUAUCUGACCGGACUCUGCUAUACCCACUUUGCAGUGUACUUUCGCCUUGAAGACGCCGACAAAAGUAAAGCCGCUGCUGUUCUCAAAGAAAGUCUCCAGCGAACUUUAGCCCAGAUAGGCCAUCUCUGUGGUACAAUCGAGAAAGACCCUGAGGGUGGCCACUCAUUUGUCAAGAAACGCCAGAGUACGGUGCAACUCAUCAUUCAAUGGCUUGAUUCUCCCGAAGAUACCGAGAAGUUCCCAUCAAUGUCUGAUAUGGAAGCGUCAAGCUUCGCCGGCCUCACGCUCGGCGACUUCAAGAACUGGAGCAUCGAGCCGAUGACAUACGGUGAACGACCAGAAGCUCAUCCAGACAAAUCACCCACCGCAUCAGCUUUCAUAGCCAACUUUGUCCGUGGCGGUCUCGUCCUGGUUACUCAUAUGCACCACUACGCCAACGACGUGAUGGGCUGGGCGGGAUUCAUCCACCAACUCGCAGAGAACUGCUACGCGAUUCAUCACAAAACGCCAUUCCCUGCCUGGGAUCCAGCAUGCAAUGAUGUAUCCAUCGUCUCAAAACUAGACCCUCCCAGCGACCAACGCGUCAACGGCCCGCCUGAGCCACAGCGUCACCCGGACCAGAAGCCAGGACAAUGUCUUCUCUUCCAUCUACCCAAAAGCAAAGCCGCGGAGCUUAAAGCCCUCGCAGCGCCGGAAGACGGAACAUGGAUCUCUACCUACGACGCAUUCGCUGCCUUUCUCUGGCGCACGGUAACUCGCCUCCGCCAGCCCGUGUUUCAAACGUCUCUCGAAAGCCCCAUCUUCUGGUGCGAAGCCGUCGACAUGCGUCGUCGCCUCAACGAUCCCCCCGUCCAUCCACGCAUCCAACACAACGUCCUCUGGGCUGCUCUCUCCGACCAGGCCCCUUUCCGACAGCUCACGCACGGGGAAGUUAUUUCCCAAAAGCCCCUUUCGGAACUCGCCGCUUAUAUCCGACGCAUCACGAACACGCAGACGCAGGCGAAUCUAGAUACAGCGCUGACGGCAGUCUCGCAUGUCAAGGACAAAACGAACUUGAAUAUUCGGAUUAAUUCCAAACCGCCGAUGUCGAUUAUCAUGACUGAUCAUCGGGAGGCGAAGGUUACGGAUGCGGACUUUGGGUUUGCGAGGCCGUUGGCUCAUCGCCAUCUGCAGCGGGGGGAUGGCGUCACGGUGGGUGUGUGUUUGGUGUAUCCGCCGAGGUUGGAUGAGGAUUCGGGGUCGGAUGAGGGGAAUGUUUUUGCGUUGAUGUAUGAGAAGGAGUUGGCGGGGGAGCUGAUUGCAGAUGAGGAGUUUAGGAGGUAUUUUGAGUAUAGGGGGGUGGAUAGUGAGUGA